AUGGAGGACGAGCACGAGAUGUCGAGUUUGAGAUCGAGGCUCAAGAAAUCUUCUAUGAGCCUUACCUCUUGCUUCAAUGGAUCCCAACACCGCCGUGGAUUCUCAUUAGAUGCCUCUUCAUCUUCCUCUUCCAUGCCAAGUCCAAGAAAGUCGUCAUCUAUAUGGACUCGCUCAAAGCCUAAUGACCAUAUGGACACCAAAGGGAAAUGCAAGCGCCGCCAUAGGCGCAAUGCAUCUGCUGAUUUUAGCUAUGAUCCUCUCAGUUAUGCCCUCAACUUUGAGGAUGCUAACCAAGUUUCCAAUGGGGACAAGGAACUUCCGAUAAAGAAUUUCUCAGCCAGGUUACCGGCAUCACCGCUGAGGGGAUCCAAAAUGUUGUUGGCACCCACGACGCCAAGGUCACCAACGGAGACAUGCAGAUUGAGUAGGAGCCUUGAGGUGUCUAAUAUGAAGAAGAGAACGGACGAGGUGGCUAAUGCAAGGGCAGCAGCGGUGGCGGAGGUGAGGAGGAGCCUGGAGGAGCAGUCUUCGCAGGUGGCGGUCUCACAUUCUUCUCGGGAGAUUUUGGUUGAAUUGUGUUAG
Messenger RNA from Fraxinus pennsylvanica, 582 nucleotides. The record is from the annotation of a GenBank genome assembly. Lineage: Eukaryota; Viridiplantae; Streptophyta; Magnoliopsida; Lamiales; Oleaceae.